Messenger RNA from Symbiodinium sp. CCMP2592, 3084 nucleotides. The record is from the annotation of a GenBank genome assembly. NCBI's taxonomy places the organism in Eukaryota, Dinophyceae, Suessiales, Symbiodiniaceae.
AUGGCAGCCCCGCCGGUUCUGGCAAUUGAUGCUUUCUGCACGCAUGCGGCCGAUGCAAAGGCGAAGGCGCCUCUGCGACAUGUCCUGAUUCGUGACCUUGCGAAGGUGGCCGCCGCGAUGAAGCAACCGCUGGCAACAAAGGAGGCAUCAGCUUUGCUUCAGGCUUUCGACGGAGAGCCAGGUGCUGCCGAGCUCUGCGCAAAGCAAAUGCACUUGAAGCUUCUGAGGCGUCUGGCCAAAGCAUCCAGCACCGCAGAGAUUUCCAAAGCUUUGCAAGGCGCUGUUCUUGACCUGGAUGCAGAUCUCCGACAACAGCGUCCUGGAGUACCGGGCUGCAGUGGUGUCAUUGCGCUUUUUGUUGGCUGCUGCCUGUAUGUGGUGGUGGCUGGCAGCUGCGUAGGCAACAUCUGGGGAAAGGGUCUCAGUGAGCUGGCGUUUGCCCCGGCUGCCAGCGAGAUUGGGAAGGACGGCGUGCUGCGGAAAUCCAGCAAGGAGAGCCCCGAACAGAAGCGAGCCAAGGCUUUGCUUCGGUUGAAGGCCCGGAAUCCCCAUCAGCUGAUCGGCGGCUCGGCCUCGCUUCCGGGAGGUCGUCGUCCGGGCUCCGAGGCAGUGGCAGCUCGUGGUGCCGCAGCAGUUAGGGCUUCAGCUGCCGCAGCCAUGGGCAAAGGCGCGGCUGCCCUCAGCGCUGAGGACUUACUCACAGAGGUCGUCGAUCUCCGUGCUGGUGAUCACGCGUCGAUCUUGCUCGGCAGCUCGGGGCUUGCGAACUCAGGGCUUACCCCUCAGGACAUUGGAACACUGGCUGAGGCUUGUGAGGAUGCCACAAAAGCAAGCAUGACGAUUGCCGAGUUGGCCAAGGAGAGGCUCAAGGAGGCCGUCAAGGGCGAGGCGAACUGGGUUCAGCAGGAGAAGGCCAAGGCCUCCGAGGUGACGUGCUUGGCAGUGAAACUCGACUGGGAGCCCGAAGGCCAGGCGGCCAGGGUGGAGACACUGGCGAACCGGAUGUCCCGAACUGAGAACAUAUGCCACUGCACCUUUGGGACUGUGAAGAUGGUGUUUCCGGAAAGCAUGACUUUCAACUUCCUAGUCGACCGGUUGCCGAUGAGCGACACUGAUUUCGCCAUGCUUGCAAGCAAGAGCAUCGACAGCAUCAUCCAGCGGCGCCAGGAGGAGCUUUUCGUUCGUCUCUGUGACACGCUUGAGGGACGCUCAACAAAUCGCCACAGCUCCAUGCAAGCACUCAACGAGUUCGCUUUGCCCGGAGAGUCGCCACCGUUGCGCCGCCUUUCACGGUUUUCCUACGCUUCUCCGACUGCAUCUGCCAGAACGACUUCGAAAGAAUGGGAGCAUCCUGCCAGCGCCUCCUCACUGCGCAGCGACGAGGGGCCAAGGCCAAGCAGACGGGCCAAGGUGGCGAAGAAACGGUGGCAGGUGAAUGCGAUGCCAUUGUUGGAAGAGGAGGACUACGAGGCCUUGGCUGAUGCACGCUCCAAGCAGCGGGCAAUGCGAACUGCAGAGCGCUCCGAGCAGAACGAGGAAGAUGCAGCGAUUCAUGGCAUGGCGCAGAGGCUUGUCAUGUUCGUCUCCUCGAAGUGGUUCGAGGGUAUCUUCGCUGCCGUGAUUAUCACGAAUUGUUUCUUUCUAGGCAUUUCGUUGGAAGCCGCUGCUCAGGAUCUCUCGUCGGAGCUUCCUCCUGGAUUCAAAGUUGUGGACUACAUCUAUGCGACCCUCUUUGCUGUGGAGCUAGUCCUGAAAGUUUGCGUGCAAGGCAAGAGUUUUUUCUGUUCCUUUGCAGACAGAUCUGCACUGUUCUGGAAUUACUUGGACUUGGUCAUUGUCGGAACAUCCAUCUUUGAACUGGUCUUUGAUCUGAUCCUGGCCUUCGAAUUUGACGAGUCGGCAGCCCCUACACAGACUCGCUUGCUGCGGAUCAUCCGCGUCAUCCGCGUUUUGCGAGUUAUGCGGGUCGUCAAAGUGGUGAAGUUCAUCUCGGCGUUGACAUCCCUCGUGACGUCGAUCCUUUCCACGCUGAAAUCCCUGCUUUGGAGCUUAGUGCUGCUUCUGAUGGUGAUGUACGUGUUCGCCAUCCUCUUCACCGACACGGUCAUUGGACAUGUCAAGGAUGUGGGUCAGGAAGGUCAGACGGAGCUCUUGACCUACUUCGGAUCGCUGCACCUAUCGAUGCACACACUUUUCCGGAGCGUAACUGGAGGGUUGGACUGGGGCGAGAUGGCAGAUCACCUCAUUGAGAUUGACUGGAUAUGGGGCUACUUCUUCACUGGAUUCGUUGCUUUUUCGUACUUCGCAGUUCUCAAUGUUAUGACAGCUGUGUUCUGCCAGAGGGCUAUCGAAAGUGCUGAGCAGGAUGAGCAGAAUAUUCUGCAGCGCUUUCUUGACGAUCAGCGGCGCUACAGGCAUCGCAUCGAGCAGCUCUUUUCGAGAUUUGAUGGCCUUGAGAGGGAUGGGGCCAUCACGCUGAGCGAGAUGGAGCAGUUCUUCAACGAUGAAGAGGUUCGUGCCAUGUUCCAGUCUCUGGACUUGACAGCAAGGGACUCCUGGACAUUGUUCAAGCUGCUGGACGAGGAGGGCAAUGGUGACAUUAACCUUUCGGAAUUCAUUGAUGGAUGCCUACGGCUUCGCGGACCCGCGAAGGCGCUAGACAUUGCUUGCGUCAUGGACGAGAGCCGCCGCAUCAAACGAAAGGUGAUGAUCACAGAAGAGCGCCUCUAUAACAUGGAGGCCUUGGUUGGCGAGUUUUCAUCGAAAUUCCAGUCGAAAUCGGUGCGUAAGGAGCCGGUGGCACCCAAAGAGGACCCGCCGUUGCUGUCGUCGUUGGGUCCGGGGGGCUUCCUGUGUGCUGCGACAGAGGGUCCAUGGAUGCAGCAUGACGAAUGCCUCCAUCUUCCAGACGUCCCGUUCGACGUCGGUCCUGACCUGGGCCGCCCGGGCCCCCCGCAGCGAAUGCUGCGAGGUCGCGACGCAAGGCUGAUGAAUGCUAAGGGCAGUACUGAAGAGCCGCAUUUUCCGGACCUGCUAUACGAUCUUGGUCCGCACAGCUUCCCGUUGAAGCAGCUAUCCUUCUGA